AUGGGUCAACAAUCGGUCCCAUGGAUCCGGGUUUUAAAAUGCUGAUUUUACCCGAUUGAGUGAACAGACAAUAUGCUCCCGCAGGAACAUAUAAUCUUUCGACCGAGGGAAAAUCGUAUCGCCCUUAAUUUGCCCUCCUCUGCAGAUCCUCUCCCUCUCCCUCUCUCUCUCUCUCUCGCUUGAAAGGGGCUAGAAAAUAUAUCUCCAUAGCCGCUAAUAUUCUACCCUCGUGAAAUUCCUAAUUUUCAUGCUUCAGCUCUUUUGUGUUUCAUGAAUCUGUGGUCCAAAAACGACAAAAUCAGUGAUGGGUUUUCUCCCCUCUUGCUAGUCUGUUUGAUUCAUCACUUCCUUUGAAUACAGAAAAUGUUCACAAAUGAAGGGAGACAAAUAGAGCGCACCGGGAAGUACGGCACCCCCAGAGAACAAUACCUUCAGGAGCUGGUGACUCAGUUUCAGAUGGCGACUGAUGAAGAAUCAAAGGAGAGAAUAGUUCAACAUUUGGCUAAUUUUGCUUAUGAUCCUUACAAUUACACAUUUCUACGCAAGUUGAAUGUUUUGGAGCUUUUUUUGGAUUGCAUAACAGAGCCAAAUGAGAAGUUGGUGGAGUUUGGGGUCGGUGGAAUCUGUAAUGCUUGUGUUGAUCCAUUAAAUGCGCAAGUUAUAAUGCAGAGUGGUGGAAUCCCUUUGAUCAUAACAUGCUUAUCCAGCCCAGUAACAAACACUGUCAAUUAUGCUCUCGCAUCUCUCUACUAUCUCUGUAAUCCAACAACCAGAGCCAAGAUUUUGAAGGCAGAGGUUGUGGAGCUUAUUACGAAAUAUGCUGAAGCUGGGGCAGUUAGUGUGAGUUUCAGCAAUCUUGCACAGGCAUUCUUGGACAAGCAUGUCGACCGAUAAGAGGAGAGAGAAAGAUUGUACUAUUCAUUUUGUUCUAAUAAGAACAUGUAGUAUUCAAUUUGUUCUAUUAAGAGCAUGCGUUCAUCAUCAUCGUCAAAGUUUUUUUCUAACUUAAUUAGAGUUUAUUAAGAGCAUGUGUUAGAAGUGUUAAAUUUUGAAUAUGUCAAAUGAGGAGACUUUCCUGUUC
Molecule: messenger RNA, 1081 nt
Organism: Amborella trichopoda
Lineage: Eukaryota; Viridiplantae; Streptophyta; Magnoliopsida; Amborellales; Amborellaceae
Product: ARM repeat superfamily protein
Molecular function (GO): protein binding
Source: RefSeq, a predicted model, not a curated record